Molecule: messenger RNA, 2033 nt
Organism: Terrapene triunguis (Three-toed box turtle)
Lineage: Eukaryota; Metazoa; Chordata; Testudines; Emydidae
Gene: CEP44
Product: centrosomal protein 44
Exons: 8
Coding region: 73-1005 (310 amino acids)
Cellular component (GO): centrosome; spindle pole
Source: RefSeq, a predicted model, not a curated record
UUCUUUUUAAGAAAGAGAAUAUCCUGUAUUAAACUUGUCCCAAAAUCUAAAAGAAGAAUAGUGUGUGAAAUAAUGGCAACCGGAGACUUAAAAGGAAGUUUACGCAAGCUAGAACAAGGACUUCGCUUGUUAAACUAUGCUAGAGAUGUGGAUUACACAGGCAGUUUUGUAAAGGGUGAUCCAGCUGCGUUUUUACCCAUCAUCAGUUAUUCCUUCACGUCCUUCUCAACUUACAUAGCAGAACUUUUGGUGGAAUCUGAUGUAGAGCUCACGGCUAAAAGCGAUUUGCGUUUUAUUGAAGCUAUCUAUAAGCUACUUCGAGAUCAGUUUCAAUACAAACCAGUUUUAACAAAACAGCAGUUUCUCCAGUGUGGCUUUGCAGAAAGGAAAAUACAGAUUGUUUGUGACGUUAUCAGUGCUGUGAUGAAAAAGCAUAAGGAAUUAAGUAAUAUGAAUAAGGCUAAAUCUCAAACAAGAAAAAAAAACAGGUCUUUAAAAUCUGAGUCACAGGCAAAUUGUGAGAAACUUCUUGCUGAUCCUGUUAUUUGCAGGACUGUGAUUUCUCAGCAGAAACCUCAAGUGGAACAUCACCCAGAUAGUGAAGUUAAUGUGCAUGGCUAUAAUACAGCCAUUCCAGUAGAAGAAGAUAGUGAAGAAGAAUCCUGUGUAGCUGAUGAUGUUUUAGAAGUUGUGUGUGAACAAGCCACAGAAGAUAAUAGUCAAAUCGAGCUGCUAAAGAGCCAGCUUGCUGAUUGCCAAGAAAAACUUCAUAAGCUAAAUUCGAUGGAAGAUAAACUACAUGUUUUAGAAGAGAGACUGAAAGGGAAGGUGAUUAUAGAUGAGAAGGACUGGAAUAAUCUCCUGAGCCGGGUCUUGCUUCUCGAAACAGAACUGUUAUUGCAGUCAAAAAAGAUAUUGAGAGGAAGGAGGAGAUGCCAGAGAGUCUUCAUCAGUCGUCUGGAUACAGUUCACUAUUAUCCACAGACCCAUCUCCUAAAGCCGUAACCAUUAAUUAUCAUGGUUUGACAGAGAUUUCAAAGGAGACAACAAGACAAAGAAUGGAAAGGAUAAGUAAAAUGUAAGUAAUAGAAAAGGGCAGCAGGAAUUCAUUUCCCAGUAGGGAAUUGUACUGGACUAAGACAUAUAUAGAAUGUGCAUAUGUGUUCCAAACCUCAAAGGUCUCUACAUCAGGUGUGGCAUUUCCUUAUGACUCCACUGGAUAAUAAAUCCACUUACAGUUCUGUGUUUGUGGGAUGAGUCACUGUUUUGGUUUGUAACAAGCAAUAUAAUGCAUUCUUAAUGGUAUUAACUAGAGAUUAAAGAGUGUUUAGAAUUUGGUUGACAACUAAUAGGAGUAUUAUCUGUCUUCUGAUAAGAGUUUACUGGAACUACAUAAAACUUGUGUUCAAACUUUGAGGUGAAAUUUUAAAUGAAAAGAGCUAGACCAGUUUCAGACCAGGCAUCACAUAAAGAUACCCAAAAUAAUAAGCAGUAUCUACUGCUGGUUCUGAGAUUUGUAAUGAAAAUUUACAGGUAGAAAUAACUUUCAUUACACUUGCUGAAGUAAAAUGAAAUGCAUCAUCACAGUGCAACUUCUAUUCAACAAGAUUUCUGUAUCAUACAAAUGAGUUACUUCAGGAAGCUGAAGUCAUUAAUCUUGUCUGCCACUUUGCAAAAACCUAAGCUCUCUGAUGGUGACAGCCUUUUUAAGGCUAAUUUGUGAUAUACAAAGUGUCUAUUAUCUCCUCCAUUAACUUUAUUUUUGUGAGUUUUGUUCCUUCUCUAUGUAUAUUUUUUUAAAUGUCUCUCUCAAAUAACAGCAAAUCUAAUAGCCUGACCAGUGUAAAAACAAACAAACAAAAAGUCAGAAAUGCUGCUUUGUUACUUUAGCUUCAUUCAUUAAUAGUAAAUGUUUGUUUUAGUCUUUGUUUUAACCAAUUUUAAAAAUAUUUUUAGGAUUGAAGAAACUUCAGAAUUGCUGAAAAAUUCAAAGUAACACAUCGUAGACAAUUUUCUGUCUAGACUUCUGGAUC